This is a messenger RNA of Tuber melanosporum (Perigord truffle), 1054 nucleotides long. RefSeq lists its product as uncharacterized. Bases 1 to 330 code for a protein of 109 amino acids. The transcript has a single exon. Lineage: Eukaryota; Fungi; Ascomycota; Pezizomycetes; Pezizales; Tuberaceae. The record is from RefSeq and is a predicted model, not a curated record.
AUGCCACUUUUUCGAUUGACUGUCUGUGGACAAGAUUUUCCUUCCAUUGAUUGUUCACCGAGUGGUUUAUGGCAUAUCUCCGCCCUUGCUGGUCCAACCCCCUUAUGUUGCCUGCUCAUGGGGAAAGAAUUAUGCAGUGACCGCAAAGAGUAUCAAUUGUGCAUUACCGGUAACGGUGCGGCAGUGAAAAGAUCUCGCCACAAAGUAAUUGCUCCGGUAGUAAAACUUCAGCCUCUUGCUUUGCCUGGUCCCCCAGCCGCUACAAAUUCGUUGUCAUCCGUCAUACCUACCCCAUUCUGCUCUUCUCACCUGCCACAUAACACUAAAUAAAUGAAUUUAUAAAUGCGCAACCACAAUCGUAAUAAUAAUAGCAGCAAUAGGCAUCACAAUCGAGACUCUCCUUGAUCCCCUAUGUAAACCCAGAUACCAUUUUCGUUCGUAAGGGCAGGCACCGCUGCCCCGACCACCUCCUGCGACACUGACAAAUCCGCUCCCGCAUCCCCGUCAUGGUUUCGAGUUUGUAGCGAACCUUAUCAACGGAACACGAACCGGUCGAGCGACAUUUAAUCCAUUCUGCGAGAAAAUAAGGGGGAAAAAAAAAAGGUAGGGAACUUGACCGAUUUAGCCGAACGUGAUACGGUAUCCGUUCUCUCUAUUGUGCGAGUAGACACCGGGGAGUUGAGCUGAUGUGGGUGGUGAGGUGAGGUCUAUGAUACUCCACUAAACUAACUGGUGAUAUAAGUUAGUAUCCAGGAAAGUUACUGGUAUGAUAGGGUGAAAAAGAUCCUCGCUUCCAGGAAUUUCUUCCAACAAGUAGAGUAUGAUACCAGGUGUGCAGUUGUAGUUUGCAGUGCAGGCAAAGUGAUUUCUUUUAGAAAUAAAGAAUAGAAGAUUGUUUCCCUUGAGCGCUCUUGGUGCUAUUUGCAGUACGCGGGUCCGAGUGCUUGUGCUGUACGAGUACUGUAUUCCAUCGCAGAUCCCGUUCCUAAUCAUCCACCCACUUGCGCAAUCAAUCAGGGGCUGUGAUAGAGGGAGGGGGAAAGGUCAGUCUAAU